Molecule: messenger RNA, 966 nt
Organism: Megalopta genalis
Lineage: Eukaryota; Metazoa; Arthropoda; Insecta; Hymenoptera; Halictidae
Source: RefSeq, a predicted model, not a curated record
CGAUUCCAGACGCUCGCGAUCUUCUCGAAGCUGGAGGACAAUUUGAGAAGCAGAAUGUUGAAGUACACGCCGGAACAUGUUGCCUGCAUGGCACACUUUUGGGGUCCUAUAACUCCGCAGAGCACCGGGGUUGUAGCUGUGCAGGACGUUGCUAGCAGAGCGCCGGGAUUCAGAAUAGCGGCGACCGGUUCUGUAGUCGAGAUGGACAAGAGCACGCAGAUCAUGAAAAAGCUGAAGCUCACCGGCGUCCCCAUGAAGAUCUACAAAAAGACUGCAUUCAUCAAGGACAUGUUCAAUAGUGCCCUCGAGGUGGCAAAAUUCGAGGGUGCCAAGAUAAAAACAGUGUCGGGUAUACGCGGUCAAAUAAAAAAAGCUGUAUCGAAGCCGGAGGGUUGCUUCCGGGCGACGUUCGAGGACAAGAUACUUCUAAGCGACAUCGUAUUUUGCCGCACCUGGUACAAAGUCGAUGUCCCGAGAUUCUAUAACCCUGUCACGUCGCUUUUAUUACCGGCUGACGAGAAGAACCGUUGGCAAGGAAUGAAAACGACCGGACAGUUGAAAAGGGAACUAAACAUUCGUAUGCCGGCGAACGCGGACUCGAUGUACACGAACAUCGAAAGAGAACCAAAGAUCUUCAGACCUUUGUCUAUUCCUCGAAGCUUGCAGAAGGAGCUUCCUUACAAAGAUAAACCAAAGAUGAUGUCACAUCCUGGAAGACGCAAGCCGAAGUUCAAAGACGGCAGAGUGGCGGUAGUGCGCGAACCUAAGGAAGAGAGGGUGGCGAGGCUCAUGCAAAUGAUUAAAACCAAUUACGCUCACAAACAGAAACAGUUGAAGCUAGCCAUGAAGAAAAGAAUCGAGGCUCACCAGGCUCAAAUUUCCGCGGAGGAAGCGCGAAAACUUCAAAGACACAAGGAAAUGAAGAAACAAGUGUUCAGAGAACUCAGCAAGUUAGAGAAAAAGAAG